AUGGGCACGCAGGAAUAUGGUGGCGUCUCUAAGAAGUGCACAAAAGCCUGCAACCGAUGCCGGUUGAUGAAGAGGUUUGACCAAGUCAUAUCACUUACGCGUGUCAGCUACCUCCGAGAAUUGGAGCGCAGAAGUCAAACCUUUGCCAACAGUGGUUUGACCCCCAAUUCCGAGCAACCUCAGGUGGGAUCUGGGAGCUAUGGCGAUGUUGAUGGUGCCGCGUCAUUGUCUCGAGGUCCGAACCCUCCUUUAGCUCCUACUUCGCCGCUCACAAGCCCUGGUGCAGGGCACGAAGGUGUCGAUGAGGAGCCUCCAUAUGGCGGUGGACAGACACCAUCAGCAUCCGGAUCAGGGUUUCGACAGAACCCUUUGGUAGACUACGAUCUCACUUUCGCUAAGGCUGCUGGAAAGUUCUGGUAUAUGGGACCCUCUUCAUCAUGGUCAUUUUGUCGUCGAGUAUUUGCCUUCAUAGGCCAGAGAAUACCCGAGGCAAACAGUCCUCCCGACCCUUGGAACUUCGAUGGUGUUGUCUUUGCUAUGCAUUGGGUGCCACUUCCAAAGGAUGAGUGCCCAGACGUUUCCAACUUGCCACCACUCGACUACGCACUAUUCCUCUAUAAUAUGGCAAAGUUCUACUUAGGUGGCCAUCUCAUGUUUCUUAUCGAUGAAGCGAGGUACUUGAAAAAUCUCCGGGAGUUAUACGAAAAUCCAGUCGCUAAAGCAAGCACUUGUCGAAACUGGUAUGCCCAGUACUUAUUAAUUCUUGCAUUUGGUAAAGCGUUCGCAAGCACUAGUAGCUCACAACACGGCCCCGCCGGUCAUCAAUACGCAUUGAGAGCCAUGAGGUUACUUCCGAACAUGUCUAUCCCAAACUCUGAUGCAAUGCUCGGGGUCCCAGCACUUGCCCUGGCAGCAGUCUACUUGCAAUCGGUUGACAUGAGAGUCGCUGCGUACCAGCUUAUUGGUCAAGCCCUCAGGAUAUGCAUCAUUGAAGGAGUACACCGUUACAUGCCAGAAGACGAGGUGGGCAGUGAGCACUCACGACGCUCCAAUACUAUCUUCUGGGUGGUUUAUAUCCUGGAUCGGGAAUUUUCGGCCCUGCUCGGGGCACCAAGUUCAAUCCGAGACGAGGACAUAACAGCUAAGCCUAUCAAGCAAUGGGACAACUCUGUUGAGGCAUUGAAUAUGGCUUUACACGUACGAUUAUCUAGACUCAGGACGGAAAUCAUGAACACUGUCUAUGGUGUUGGGCAAUCGCGUGAAGGUUCACUCAUUACUAAUACACAGUCGGUACUUCGCAGUCUGGCAAAGAUACUGGAAGAUAUGAACGGACUGCUUGAUGGCCAUUCCCAAACCUCGGUGAACAAGGCUUCAAGGGCGGCUCUUCGACUCAUUCUUGGUCAUCACCACUGUGUCAUACUCUCAACACGCCCACUAGUCAUGUGUGCCCUGAAUAUUCAGCUCGAUCGAAGGCAAAGGCGGGAUUGCCAUGAUAUCUCAUUGUCGCCACCAGUAGCUUCACUUAUACAAACGUGUGUCGAUUCAGCCCAGGUUAUCCUGCGAACAUUACGGAUAUUAGGCGAAGAAGACCUUUUGGAAGGGUUUCUCCCGUUCCAGAUCGAAGACGCCUUCUCGUCAGCGUUCAUACUCCAUCUGAUCCACUUCAUCAUGCCAUCACUGCUUCCCGAGUCCGAUAACUACUGGCGCUCAGAUGCUCGUUAUACGUUCGAGAAAAUGGUAUCCAAAGGAAGUGUGGUGGCCCCUAUGCGGUUACAGGAGCUUGAACAACUGGAGCGAACGCUGUCUUCUUUGCCGGUGCAAAAUACUCCACCCCUGGGUGCUCUCGACGCUGAUGUGAGAGUUGACGCACCCGAUUACAGCGAUGCCGCUAUGCAUGAAGGCUCUGUCGAUGAUGCUGCGGGAUGGGACUUCUUCGUAAGUGACUGCCUGGGAGGUUUGUCGUCCCGCGAUAUGAGAGACCUAGCCGACCAAUUAGAUAUGGAUCGUGUGGAUUCCGUCCAAUAA
Molecule: messenger RNA, 2025 nt
Organism: Neoarthrinium moseri
Lineage: Eukaryota; Fungi; Ascomycota; Sordariomycetes; Amphisphaeriales; Apiosporaceae
Exons: 8
Coding region: 1-2025 (674 amino acids)
Biological process (GO): DNA-templated transcription
Molecular function (GO): zinc ion binding; DNA binding
Source: RefSeq, a predicted model, not a curated record